Molecule: messenger RNA, 156 nt
Organism: Dibothriocephalus latus
Lineage: Eukaryota; Metazoa; Platyhelminthes; Cestoda; Diphyllobothriidea; Diphyllobothriidae
Source: the annotation of a GenBank genome assembly
GCCGGCGGUGAGGAUGCGGUGACGCUGCCUACCGCCAACCGGUUCUCCCUUCAUCCUCCGUCCUCGGCCUCCCAACCCGCCCCUGUUGCCGUUUUCUCUCAGGUGAGUGUGCCUUCUCUCUGGCGCUGCACUCUGGUGGCCCUUGAUUAUCAUUGA